Messenger RNA from Phycodurus eques (leafy seadragon), 3197 nucleotides. It is a transcript of the gene b3galt4, whose product is annotated as UDP-Gal:betaGlcNAc beta 1,3-galactosyltransferase, polypeptide 4. The record is from RefSeq and is a predicted model, not a curated record. Bases 499 to 1614 code for a protein of 371 amino acids. NCBI's taxonomy places the organism in Eukaryota, Metazoa, Chordata, Actinopteri, Syngnathiformes, Syngnathidae. Gene Ontology annotation, molecular function: N-acetyl-beta-D-glucosaminide beta-(1,3)-galactosyltransferase activity. Gene Ontology annotation, cellular component: membrane. The transcript has a single exon.
GGUGAACUGCAGUACAUUUUCAAAACAGCGCGCGUGGGUUGCGCUCGAGUAUAAAGGCAAACUACGCGUGGGACAGCCGCAGUGACGUCAGCGCGGUCGUCGUCCGCGCGAGAAUAAAGAAGCCUUUAGCCCAUGUUUCAAAUGAUUGCGGCGUGUGGAAUUGGAUGUGAUGCCCACGACGGGACAACACAGAACGUUCCUCGAGCAAAUCCUAAAGUCAGGUUGUUCUUUUGUCUGACUAUUAGCGCGUCUAAUUCUGCUUCAAACUGAACAGUCUGGGACAUUUGCAUGUGCUACCAGUGUUAUUUCACUGCCUAGAUCGGGUGUCGAGUGGAAUGCGUACUUUGACACAUUUAGGCGAAUGUGUCGCAAUCGACAAUUCGAUCGUGUCAUGUGCGUAGCUGCGUAGCCCCACUUUCGUGGCGAGGGUGGGCGACCGCAGCAUCCGCAGGACCGGCGCAGCGCCAGAGGAGGCGUGGACACCGAGUUGGAGCAACGAUGGCCGUCCGGGGGCUGUGGAUGUGCACGCCCCGGGUUGGAAAACGAGGGAGCCGCUCCGGUCUCUUGUCGUGCCUUUGCGCGACAACCGUUAGCGCUGCUGUUUUCGCGUUGCUCUUCGUGGACGUUGUCGAGUUCUGGAUCACGUCCAUGGGCAUGAGCGCCGUGCCGGAGCCGCACGCAGGCAUCUUCCCCCCGCAGAGCGUCCCUCCCACCAGACCCGAGGAGUUCCUGCUCAUGCCCAGUCCGCUAGUGUGCCAGCGAGCCAAGCCUUAUCUCAUUAGCAUGGUGACCUCGGCCCCUGCUCACCACAGGGCGCGGCAGGUCAUCAGGGACACUUGGGGUGGGGAGAUCGAAGUGAGGGGCCUGAGGGUCAUGACCCUCUUCAUGCUGGGUGUGUCAUCUGACCCAGGACUGACCAAACUGCUCAUAGAGGAGGCCAGGGAGCAAGGGGACCUGGUUCAGGGGCGGUUCCUGGACACCUAUUCCAAUCUGACUUUGAAGACUUUAGCCAUGCAGAGCUGGGUGCGCCGCUUCUGCCCGCAGGCUCACUUUGUGGCCAAAGUGGACGACGACGUCCUGUUCAAUCCGAGCGCACUCCUGCACCUACUGAACAAGAGUCGCAGCCCGUACGAACAAGCCGACUUGUAUCUGGGCAGGGUGCAUCUCCACGUGGCUCCGAACCGGGACCUGGAAAGCAAGCAUUACCUGCCAAAGGAGGCCUACCCGUCCUCUGUUUUUCCAGACUACUGCAGUGGUUCAGCUUAUGUUCUGUCCCGCUCCGCACUGCUCAAAAUAUCCUUGGCUGCCUCUCCGUUAACUCUGUCUACGGCUCAUCCCCCCGAGGAUGCGUUUGUGGGUUUGUGCGCCCGGGCAGCCGGCGUACCACCCACGCACUCACCCCUGUUCUCUGGCGGUCCUUCUAUGCCAUAUGGGCGCUGCUGUUAUCAAGCUAUGGUGUCGGUGCACAACAUCCCACCCAAGGAUAUGCUGCAAUACUGGACUGACAUCCACUCAUCCGGGCAGUGCCCCUGGCUGAGCAUGCGAGUGUCGCUGUCGAUGUGCAAAGUCGGGGCCCUGGUGGGCUCGGCUCUCGGCCUUGGGAAGGAGGCGUGAGUGGGACUCAAUCUGUACUCUGCCAGCACACAAUUAAGGUGGUGAAAAUAAAUAAUAUUUUUUAUGUCUUGGUGUUGGUACUAAUGGGGCUAAGCACUUUUGCAGAAAAGGGAAAUAAUUGAGUUUCCUGGAAUGAUCAUAUUGUGUGAUGUGAGCAUCUUUGCAUUGGCAAAAAAUAUCAUCAUAAACCAGUUUCCUAACCUUUAUUGAGCCAAGGUACAUAUUUUAGAUUAGAAAAAUCUACAGCACAGCAAACCAAAAAAGUAUACAUUGUGAAAUAAUGUAAUCUCACUUAAAUCACAUAUUUACUUAGUGUGAAACCUGGGCCUUUUUAUAGUUGAAUAGUUUGUCAUAUGACUGCAAACCGGCAGAGACACUAUAAUUGUACCUUGCCAUAUAUAUAUAUAUAUAUAUAUAUAUAUAGAUAUACACACACAUACACAUAUAUAUACAUACAUAUAUAUACAUAUAUAUAUAUUUAUAUAUAUAUACACACACACACACACACACAUAUACAUAUAUAUAUAUAUAUAUAUACAUACACACACACACAUAUAGUGAAAUUGAAUAAUUUCCCACAGCACACUGUGGUUGGGAAGCACUACUAUAGUGAGCGAAAUAAAAUGAAGACACCAGCCCAUAACUGGGUGAAUACUAAUGAGCAAAUGUCAUUGGCAUUCAAGACUGUCCUGCAGGAUAGCUACUGAAGUACUUCAUGUCAUGAAACUAAUACUGAACUGGCAGACAAUAUUAGCUAUUAGCUGUCAAUGUGCAGAGCUGCUCAGGAAAAAAGAAAAACUACAGUAUUUACAUACUUGUAAGUUCCAUACCUUCACAUUUGUGUCAUGUACUGUGCUUGACCUCAUUUUAUUGUAAAUUCUUAAAACACGUAUUCAAAUCGGAAGGAAAUUAACAGUUUCUUGGAAAAUCAAAAAAAAUGUUAGGCAUAUUAAGGGUGGAUGGAUUGUGCUCUUCUCUAACUUCAUAAAUUGUAAUAUCAGUAGUUAACAAAAACACACAAUUGCAACACGUACUGUAUGUAUAACACAUUAUACAUGAUGCACCGAGUCCCAAUCCAAACAGUAUUUGUGUUCAUGAGUAAACAUUGACUGAGGGUUGUGCCAAUGUAUUAACAAAUCUACAGUUCAACCUCAGCUUGAUCUGCCACACUCAAUCAAUAUCCAAUUUAUGCCUCAACAAGAACAAAUUAUUUGUUGACGCACAAGAAAUAUGACUGGAAUGUGGUCAUUCAAUAAAGUCUCAAUCUUUCCAUGAUUCCCGGCUUUGUCUUGUCACACCACAUUUCAAAGCAGCUUCUCACGAGUCAAAGUAUGCUGCUUACACUAGCACUGUAAAUGUGUAAUAUUUAACCAGCACCAGGAAAUGCAUGUCAGGAAGAAGAUAAAGUGGUGGCUGUUCUUGGGAAGGCUUGUGUAACUGUCAGAACGACACAUUUCAUUGUACAUGUAAAUUUAUGUUUCACGUUUCAAAAUACAUUUGGUUUCAUGUAACUAAAAAAAAGGUUACUAAAUAUAAAUGUAAAUAUAAGAAUAAAUAAGACUUAAACAAGUUUGUUAUAAAUA